Gryllus bimaculatus (two-spotted cricket) is the source of this 830-nucleotide messenger RNA. The record is from the annotation of a GenBank genome assembly. NCBI's taxonomy places the organism in Eukaryota, Metazoa, Arthropoda, Insecta, Orthoptera, Gryllidae.
CGUGUCGAGCGAGCUCGGCGCGCCGUGUGCUCCAGGGACGUUGUUACGUCUGUCGCUGCGCCGUGCCCUCGCGUGCUCCGUGUCGCCCCUCCGGCCCGUUCAUACCGGCCGCCCCCUCGCCCCCCUCUAGCGAUAUGUGCGGCUCACGUUGGUUCUCUAGUGUCUGUGACUAGUACUAGUGCUGUGUGGUGAUUCAAACGAAAAAGAAAAAAAAAUAUUGUCGUCAAAUCACUCUUGGUAUUUUAUUUCCUCGAUUUUUUCGCUACCCCCUUGCGUAGAAGGGGACGAUUUUUUCGUCUUUUCUGAAGUAGUCGUGUAAAAAAGAAAUAAAAAACUCAUCGUCUGUAAGAUUUCGACUUGCAUCGUCUUCGACGACUUUUGGCUGUUGCUGCGCUGCGCUACCCCCUUCCGUAGUCACCAUGGAGACGGAAGAAAUCACCAAACUUGUGGAUGGCAUAUAUAAGGCCCUGCUUGAAUGGCGCCAGGGGCAGCAAUGGGUGCUUCACGAGGCACGUGACGUGCCGGGGGCAGUGGGCGACACGCGCCGAAUAGGUGUCCUUCCUCCCCUCUCCCGCUACCCCGCCCGCAUCCAUGCCAUCGCCCACGCGUCGACGCGCCCCGCCGCCCGCCCGCGGGCGCUCGUGCGCGGCGCUCCCUCCAUCGCCCAUCGCCCGCGCCCUUCGCCCCACGCCACCGCGGAAGCCCAGUUCCGGCGCAGAUGCGUUCGUCUUGAAAGCACACGCCUGGUGAAAGUGUCCUGGGAUGAAACAGGCCUCUUUCAGGUGAGACCGAAGUGCCCGCUUGUCUCAGAGCAACGUGCCAUGCGAUGA